Molecule: messenger RNA, 981 nt
Organism: Suillus bovinus
Lineage: Eukaryota; Fungi; Basidiomycota; Agaricomycetes; Boletales; Suillaceae
Product: GPCR fungal pheromone mating factor
Exons: 4
Coding region: 1-981 (326 amino acids)
Biological process (GO): G protein-coupled receptor signaling pathway
Cellular component (GO): membrane
Molecular function (GO): mating-type a-factor pheromone receptor activity
Source: RefSeq, a predicted model, not a curated record
AUGCACCCAGAGUUCCCACCAGUUUCGUUCCUCGCAGCUCUGUCACUUCUUCUUCCUCUGCCAUCGCAUUGGCGAGCACAAAAUGUUGCAACUCUCUCCAUCAUUGCCUGGCUUUUCAUUCUCAAUGUUGUGUAUGGCGUCGAUGCCAUUAUUUGGAGUGACAAUGUAAACAUCGUUAUCCCAGUGUGGUGUGAUAUCACCAGUAAAAUCAUCAUAGGGUCUACAUUUGCGCUUCCUGCUACCUGCCUUUGCAUCUGCAUUCAUCUCGAGCACGUCGCAUCGGUAAAUCGGCGCAAAACUUUGCUAAGCGACAAACGCAUCCGCCAGCUUUUCGAACUGUUCAUGUGUUUCGGACUGCCAAUGGUUUCCAUGGGACUUCACUGUAUUGUGCAAGGCCAUAGGUUCGAUAUUAUCGAGGGGUAUGGUUGUCGCCCAACGACAUAUGUCUCAAUCCCUGCUAUCUUUCUCAUUUGGGUGCCUCCACUCACGCUAUCUGCGAUUGCUCUUGGGUUUGCAUGUGCUUCUUUCGUCCAAUUCGCGCGACGUCGGUCUACAUUCGCACGUUACCUUGAUACAUCUCGGAAUGGCCUGACAAUUUUUCGUUACUUCCGUCUGAUGCUUCUGGCGGUCGUAGAAAUGAUCUGGAACAUCAUGGUCACAUCCUACACCCUUUGGUUCAGCGCAAUGGAUAUACGCCCGUGGACGAACUGGGCUGACGUGCAUUGGAACUUUUCUCGCAUCGACUUAUAUCCCACUGCCUUCAUGCCAAAGAUCGUCAUCACCCACUAUUACCUCGCAUGGUGGAUUGUUCCGGCCUCCACCUUCAUUUUUGUGGCGUUCUUUGCUUUCGGCAAAGACGCUGUGAAUGAAUACACGGCAUGUAUAAUGUGGAUACGCCGAAAUGUCCUCAAGCAAACAAUUGGACAAACCGCUCCAGGCUCUGUUCCACUCGCAAGGUACGUCAUGUGUUCUCAACAUUGA